Molecule: messenger RNA, 5878 nt
Organism: Electrophorus electricus (electric eel)
Lineage: Eukaryota; Metazoa; Chordata; Actinopteri; Gymnotiformes; Gymnotidae
Source: RefSeq, a predicted model, not a curated record
AUUAAUAGCCAGUCCGAGCUGCGUCCUCUGCUGCUAAGUUCCUUUCUGUCCUGGCUGACUGGCGUGCUGACGAGGGCACCCACCCGAAAGGGCAGUGACGGCGGUUGGAUUAAAGGAUCAUUCCUGUACGGAUUUUCAUUGAAUGGAGAUGGACGACGCGAAUUCUAGUGGUGUGAAAAGCAACCGACUUUAAAUGACAUUCGCCGGGUGUGUUUUUGAAGUCUAAAGAACACAAGUGGAUGUGGCCUAAUAACUGACAGCUCCACUGCGAAAUGAUGGAUUUGAGUACAAGACCCCCGACAGGGAGGACAAUGAAGGGCCGCGCCCCCCCGCCUCCUCCUGCCCCCCAGCCUGCACCUCGCAGGGUCUUCCGCAACGCCGUGCCCGACGGCGGUGGUCCUCCGGGAAGAGACGGCAAAGAGAACGCCCUGCGCCCCACCGUGGACCUCCACGUCACCCUGCCCGCCGGCUACCAGACCACCAUCAACGCGGACGGCAGGAAAGCUCUGAUGGACCUGCUGGUGGACUUGUGCAGUCAGUACCGCCUGAAUCCGGCGUAUCACACCCUGGAGCUGCUCUCGCCUGAGGCCCAACCCGUGGCCUUCAAGCCCAAUGCCCUGCUGGGCACUCUGGAUGUGUCCUGCGUCCUCAUCAAGGAGCGGGUGGUGGAGGAGCGCGUGCUGAGGAAGCCCCCACCCAAAGUGCCCGAGAAGACCGUGCGCCUGGUGGUGAACUACCACCAGGGCCAGAAGGCGGUUGUGAGGGUGAGGCUCUCUGAGCCCCUGCGCUCCCUCCUGCCAGUCAUCUGCCAGAAGUGCGAGCUCGAUCCCGCCCACGUGCUCCUGCUCCGCGACCGCCUUGCCGCCCACGAGCUGGACCUGUGCCAAUCCCUUGCCGAGCUGGAGAUCCGCGAGCUCUACGCCUUCGACCAGACCCUGGCUCUUCAGACUAAAAUGGCUUCGUCUCCUUCCCUCAAUCAUUCAGUAGAGACUCUUCACUCUCCUACGGGGAGAGUCAGCGGAACAGAAAAGAAGGGGCUUCUGGGCUUGUUCAAGUUCAAUCGCAGGAAGUCUAAGACAGAAGAGCUGGGCUCUGAGGACAUGGAUGAGCUCGAUGAUAGUGUUACGCACAGUACAGACACUUGCGUGAAUGGCUUGUCUAUGGUGGGUGGGCCAUGUGUGGAGGUGCGGCCCAACACUCUGGGUCAGUCACAGUCUGCGAUGAACCUCUCAAGGCUCUCCCCCAAAAUGGACCGCAAGAAACGCCAUGCUCCGCCCCCACCGCACACACCCGUGAGCUGUCCGGACUCACAGCCAAAGCCGGGCUCACCUCGACCAGCCAGCCAGCUGAAGAAGCGCAAGGCUCCAGCUCCCCCAGCCAUGCCUUCACCAGAGCCUCCCCUGACCACCCCUGCUCCCACCGUCCACGUCCCAGCUCCGCGCACGGGCUGUGGCCCAGCCCAGGCUCCGCCCACAAGCUGCGCACCGGCUCAAGACCCUCCCGCGAGUCACGUGCCGGUCCACGAGGGCGGCAGCCCGGCCUCGGGCGAUGACACCUCGUCCGAACUGAGCCACAGCAUCGAGGACUCGGAUCUGGCCGGCUCCCUCGGCCGCAGCUCCAGCAGCGACGAUGCCGCCAACGACUCGGCCGCCAGCAGCCUGUACGACGAGCCCAUGGCUGAGCUGCCUGCUCAGAGGUCAGCCAGCUCUGCGCCGGAGCCGGAACGGAGUCUGCCCAAAACAGAGUCUGCCCAAAAUCCCCAACCUGCUCCCAGGAACGCCGCAAAACGAGAGCCGCGUGCGAGCCCCACGCCAAAGGAGAAGGAGCCAGCGCUGGAGCUCAAAAUGGAGGACAUGGAGGACAGCCGCCACAGUGCAAUAGGGUCUGGCCGCUACGUGCCGCCCAAACCCCGGCGGGUCCCCUUGCGGGAGCCAGGUCGCGUGGCCAGAGGCCCCACACCGUCCAGCCCUCCCCCACCGCCAGGACAGGGCCAGCACGAGGCGCCCCUGGACAUCUCCGUGGAGACAGCCCGUCACUCCUGGGUGCACUCAGCGGAGCAGGGUGUGGAGCAGGAAGCAGAGACCGCGUCCGUGUGCAGUAGCGAGAGCUUCGCGGACCAGGGCUACGCAGCGUCUGAGGGCCUGGCUGAAGACUCGGUCCCGCUUGGCUCUCCGUGCGAGCUGGCCCAGCCAACCUCACCAGAAGACACCUCCCUGGGCCGCGACCCCACGUCAACCCCCAGCCGGCCCAAAGACUGCUCCAGCGAUAGCGAUGAGGGCUGUGCUACCUGGGGGUCGCGUCACAGCGGGGACGUGCGACGAGAGCCGCGGCCGGGCGGGACACCGAAGGGCUUUGUGGACGACGCCGAGGUCACAGCUCAGAUCAACCUGACCCUGGCCGACCUGGACGCGGAACUAGCAGUGAAUCACUCGGGUGAGGCCCCUGUAUGUGUGGAUGAUGACAUCCUCAUGUCCUUUGUUGACAUGGACAUUCCGGUUACAACCAUCGACGAAGUGCCCGGUGACGAUCGUCCCAGCGUCAGAGAUGAGCAUCAGAGAAAAGAAGACGUCAGCAACAGCUUGAAAAAUGCAAGUGUCCAAGACAAAAACAACAAUGCUUGCAUGUCAGAAAAAGCAAGCAGUGGUCACACCCAAGCAGAUUGGAUUCAGCCGUUCAGCCAGGAGGUUGUUACCAGGCCUGGGAUUAAAGCUCAAGUUCACCACAAGAAGGUUGUGAGUCACGAUGUGUCAGAGAGGUCUCAACGUCCUGUUGUCAAGACUCCUGAGAAUGUUCUGGAAAGAAGACUAGAGCCUCCACCCUUUGUCCAGAGCCACAGUAUGGUAACUUCUGAAAUAGACAGAGCAUCAUCUAAAGCACCCUCUUUCGCUCAAAUCAAGAUCACCCAGAACCCUGUAUCUAGAUUUGGCCUAAAAACCUUCACUGUUAUUCCUCCCAAACCAACCAUAUCCCAGACUCCCAAACCUGUCCACUCCAUGGACCAAGGUGCCAUUAAGAUUGACGAGUUUGGCAACAUGGUCAAACAAAGAGCUGCACCCAUAGACAAAUACCAAAACCUUGGUGAGGCAACCAACAACCCAGACUCCCCACUCGUGGGCAAAGCCAAGGCCUUCUGGAGUUCAGCCAAGAAGCAGGGUCCUGCAUCUGACACCCACAAAGGAGAUUCUGUGAAUGCUUCGGAAGUUGGAGUGUCCAAAACUAUACCUGUAGCAGUAGUAUCUCAGCCUUCAGAGAAAUCGAAUGAAAAGGAACCACUGAAAAAGGUCAGCGGGCCAACAAGCAACCCAGCAUCUACAGCGGAGAACAAGCUUCCCAUGUCAGAUCCUGCUGAAACUGCAACCUUGACAAGGCAGAUGAAAGAUCUUUCAUUCCUCAAGCCUUCCAGAAGAACUUCCAGUCAUUAUGUAGCCUCAGCUAUUGCUAAGUACACAGGAAAUCCCUCCACUCAGGUAGAUGGAAUUCCAGGGCUUUCGGAAUCAACUUCCAGUAAACAAUCUAGCAGCCAAGGCUUCAGGCAGACUACAAAUAUACACACAAUAUCAAACCAUAAGGAUACGCAGGCCUCUGCGAACCCAGUACCAUAUUUUGCUGGACCUAAGCGGUCACUUAGCUACUCAGGACACGUCUUAGAGAAGCAAACAACCUUUGAACACCCGCAGACCAAUAUUACAGGGAAGGAGAUGUUUUUUGGGACAGACGGCACUGAAUCUCUGAACGCUAACCCACUAGAUAACAAGCCUCGAGUGCACACACAGACAUCUACAUGCUCUGAGCCUACAAAGCCCUCUUCUAAAGAGGGUGUGUCCACAAAAAUAACCCCCGAAAAGGCCUCACCUGUACAGAGCCUGACGAAAACCACUCGUCCAGCUAUACCGAAGAAGCCAGAGCUGCACACCCCUGGCGUACUGGCCAGGACAACCCAGACUAGCAUGUUUGGGCCAGUAAUGAAGUUUAAGCCAAUGAUUCAGAAGUCAAUGGAGAAGGAGUCCUCUCUUCACAGCUCUCUAAUGGAAGCCAUUCAGUCUGGAGAGGGAAUUGAACGACUCCAUAAGGUGUCCAGGUCUCCCAGGGCAAGUCCUUUGAAGAAACCGUGCUAUGUGGAGGCUGAGAACGAGCGUUCUGCACUUCUGUCAGCCAUCAGAGCUCAAAGUAACUCUGCAAGACUGAAGAAGACCAGAUCAGAGGCGGCUGUGGAGCUGGAGCGUUUCAGGAACGGAGAGGACAACAGAGCUGUCCAAAACGACACAACCCCACCAACUCCUCCCGAGCCCCCUGCAUUUGCACCUCCUCCACCUCCGGCCUUCACUCCGCCUCCUCCACCGCCACUCUCAGCCCCACCUGCCCCGCACUCAGUCCCACCCUCCCUGCCCAUAGCCACGCCCAAGCCUGCACUGGUACUGCCCCCAGGGGGUAACCCAGAGCUAGCCAGAGAGGUCCUACUGGAGGCCAUCCGCUCGGGCUCUGGAGCCGAACGACUUAAGAAGGUCCCCAUGACAUCAAAUACGGUGAAGGUCAACGGAAGGUUGGGCACCAUCCAGGUGUCUCCUCAGGUUUCUAAAGAGCACUAGAAACCCUCUCCACUUUCUGAAGAACACUAGAAACUGCCUCAAAUUCAGCUUUUGGGUUCUUUUAGGGCAUUAGCUAAAUGUAGUAUUUAGGCCUUCUCAGAAAGUUGCUGAUCUUGCCUACAUAUUCCUGUACUACCCCUCUCCCACCCUAGUUUAUUUAUUUAUUUGUUAUUAGUCAUAUGCUGCUAUAUGCCUUUUUAGUUUGCUUAAGCUCAAGCAAGAUUUUUAUUUUCAGAUGUUAAAAACAGAAAAUUUUGGAUUAGAUUACCCUGUGUAAUGAGUGUAUAUUGUAUAAUUUGCGGGCACAUUCAUUUAAAAUUUUUAUAUAUAUAUAUAUAUAAAAUAUAAAACAAUUUUUUUUUAAAUACACAAAAGCAAUCUGUCUGCUCCCUCUUCAGUCCAUCAGUGUUUGCCCAAACGUUCACAGGGGUUUCUGGUUUGAAUGUGUUAUCUGGAGGGCAUCAGGAAACUGCCAGUCACCCUUAUGCUUGGUGCUAAUGCGAUGUUCGCUGUGUUUGGAUUACCUUGGAGCAUGACUGUGAGUGCAUUUAUUUUUUCUUUAUUUCUUUUUAAAUUAUCUAUAGAGAGAUUCUCAAAGUGAUGAGAAAUCAUUUAAGCAGACAGGAGUGUGUAGGUUUUCUUUCUGACAAGGCAACUGUUCUUGAGGCUUCGUAGUCUUAUGUACAUCAAAAGCAGACGUUUGUGUUAAAAUACACUGGCUUUCGAAGGGGUUAAAAGAUGAAUCAUUAAUCUUGUGGUCACAAAUGUUUUAUAGCAGUCCAGCUGGCUUUGCCUGUAAAACGUUCAAAUUACUGAAGCAAACGCUACCUUGUCAUACAUGAUCAGAGGCUUAUUAAUAUCUAUUAAUACUUUUUCACCAUGCUGCUAAAGUUUUUGCUAAGACCUAUAUUUAUGCCAUUUUGAAAAAAGAAAAAAAAUCAAGUCACUACAUAUAUGUUAAUUGAGUCCAAGUUCAUUAAGUUAUAAAUCUUUAAUUUGUGCAGUAAAGCAGACCACAUGACAGAUCUAUCAAAGAUGUAGACAGGUCUUGCGUUCAGACGUAUGAGAUAUUAUAUGGAUGUUAUAGACACAUGUUGACUUAUUGUUUUUGUUUGUUUGCUUUUUUAAGAAUUGUAUAUUUUGUCCUGUUGACUAGGAAUUGUUUAUUUGAUUAAUUUUGAGAUUAGACACCACAAUGUGGGUGCAACUUUUUUUUUUAUUUGUAAUAAGUGUUUCUGAAGGAUUAAACAAACUCGAAUCACAUUUUGAAUCAAUAAACAAUUUUGUAAUCA